GAGAGAGCAACCUUCUCAAGCCUCCUCUAUCUAAUGUAUUAUCUGUUUAUAAUGUAUUGUUUAUUUCCUGAAGUGUGUGUCUUCUUUUGUUUGCAGCUUUUUUAGCUCUAUGUACUUGAGGGAGUGGGAGGGGCUGCAGAUCAUGUGACUGGUUCAGUGACAGUUUAGAAUGUGUUUUUAAAAGGAUGACAGUUGAGGCUCGAGUCUGAGUACAGAAGCCGGUGUUAGAAGUUAGAAGUCAGUUGAGGCUCAAGUUCCUUGGAAGUAGACUGUUAUUAUGAAGAGACUGUUAAAUACUAUAAGUUAAAGAUACAAACUGAAAUGUUUUAAAGCUUAAUCUGACAAGAAAUUACCUGUAUAUUUAAAUACAUGAAGUUGUGAGUAAAACAAACAUGUUAUUUCAAAGAAGUCUACUUGAAUUUUUGUUUGCUGAGAGCAUUGAAUAGAAACAAGAUCUUUAUGUACUCAAUGAUCUUCCAUUUUACUCAAUAAACUCAAGGAACACUCCUGAAACUCUGCUACCCAAUAGCUUAUGAUCCUAACAGGUCAUAAUCUAACAAUCCAAAAACAUUAAACCAUGGAUAAUAACAAACCCUACUGAAAGGAAGGCCUUCUGACCCAAGAAUACCAUAGAGUCAUACUGGAGGAACUAGAAAAUGCCUAGCAAGAUCUAUUGGUUGGAUGUGAAUAAAUAAAACAAUGGAGACCAGUUCUACAGAGAUAGAAGUCAUGCUGUGCUUCCCUGUGUGAACAGAAACAAACAAGUGCAACUCCAUUUUACUAUUUUGAAAACUGCACAUAGUUUGGUUUAGCAUUUCUACAAAUGCUGAGAUACUUCGUGGUGAUUGAAGAAAAGUACCUACAAUCAUUUGUUAAUGUCAACUUUAAGCCAACUCAAAGAGCAUUUGAUUGUGUGUUUAUAUAUGUAGAAAACUUUAUGUAUACAAUAAUGAAAAGGCUGUAAAGAACAAAGCCAGGAAAUAUGGUGCUGAAAGGAAGUGAAAGAGUGCUGCCCAGAAUUUGACCUGUCCUAUUUGAUUUUGUUGCUCUUUUAUUAACCAGCUAGGUAUAAAAUGAAACUUUGCAAUACAAUUUGAAUCGUAUUUUAGAAGAAUGUUAAAUAUUGUCUCUCUGUCAAGACACACCGUGGAGGUAAUAACUGUUGUGAGCCCAGUAUUUUUUUAAAAAAAUAAUUAAAAUAGUAAAAGUGAGUUAUUAGAAAAAUGGUUUCCAAUUUCCAAUUAAAAUUUCAUAUUUGUUAAAAAUAAGAAUUAUUUUAAAAUUGGAGAAGCAAUACAUGAGAUCUAACCUAUGCAUUUAGCAAUGUUCUUGGUUCCUUCAAUGGUUCAACUGUCAUCUGAGUAAUUUUAGAUUGAUGCUUCAAUUUUGAUUUCUGGAAAGACGUGGAAGAUUACCCAUAGCUCUGUGCUUUAAACAGUGCAUCCCUCUCCCAUUAAAUUCCUUUUGUCUAGUUGAAAGGUUUCUGCAUAGAUAUUCUGCCUGAGAUAUUGGAGUGCCAGAUUCAAUUACUUUUGGCCUCGAUUUUCUGAUUUUUUCCCAAGCAGCGUAAAUCGUGGCAAGGUGACUGGGUAAGUCAAGCAUUUUGGUGUCACCACACAGGGAGAGGUUGGAUUAGGCCAGGGAUAAAGAAUGUGCAGACUUCCAGGUUCUGGUGAACUGCAGAUCCCAUCAGACCUAGCUAAUAGGAAACAUGUACCAGGAGACGUAAUCCAGCAUCUAGGGGACCACUUUUUCUACCUCAGUAUAGCUGAUCUGUGGUUGAUAUUUUAAAUGGAAGGAAGUGGACUCACACUGCAGGCUUGCUAUUUUGGGAGUGAGGAGGCUAGGCAGCUGAUUUGUGACUACCAUAGUCUGAAAGUUGACAUCAGCAGGUGGUAAUAAAUGGCCACGGAGUGAACCAGGAUUAGGGAAUGCCAUAGGAAUGUAGCCAGAGAAGGGCGAUGGAGUGACAGGAUGGUGUGGCUUCAGCAAAAGGAGGAAGGUGGGGCAGAGAAAGCAGAGGAAAGAAUACAGAAAGAAAACUGGAGAAUGGAGGAGAGACUGAGUGUGGUGAAGGAGAACUGGAGGGACAGAUGUAAGGGCAAGGUCUUGUCAUGGAAAAAAGAUGGUUCACUCUUGAUGGUGAAUCCACUUCUUUCACUGAAUGAAGGAAAGACAGAAGGAAACCUGAAGCAUAGCUUCUUCUGAUAUCACCAAGAAGAUUUGGAAGCAAUCAAGGGUGAUGUUGGAUGGCAGCUUCCAGAAGCUUUUGCCGGCAUGGAUAGUUAUGAGGGAUGCUGAGAAAUGUAGUCCAACAGUGUCCAAAGCAUCCCAGGAUUCCCACUUCUGAUUCAGGUCAAGCAGGUGUUGUUGAAUGUGGAGGAGCAAGAACAAAACAGAGCUGCCCCAAUGAUUUCUGUAUGGACAGCUGUGGAAGAGACCAGCCAUGAAGUCCUUGCCGCUUCCUUCCUCUUCGUGCCGAAUUCCCCAGAGCACCUGUUUUCACUCUUCAUUAUAAAAGCCAUCCUGUUGUUCUUGACCAAAGAAGGGGAAAAGAGAGAACUGUGUUUUAUUUAAAAUUAUUUUCUGGCUCCCUGUGUGUGUAUACACUUGUUCCUGCCAGCAUGGCUGUUGAUGAAGUUGGCAGCUGCCCUGAUUCUGAAAGAUGCAUUGAUGGAGAUGCGGUCGUCCAAUCCAGGAGUCAGUUCCUCACAUAAUGGGAUCCGGGAACGACCACAAUGCCCAUCACUCCGGAGAAUGCGGUGCUGUUCCUUCCCAUCCUGUAUCGAUGGCUGCAAAACCACCUGAGGGGAGAAGGAGAGGAGCCGGAGCAGAGGCUCUGUCAUUCGGCCAUCAAGAAGCUGCGGGAGUACAUCCAGCUGAACUUCCCCGUGGAUGAAGGCAAACUGCAGCAUGGUACGAACCCUGUGGAUGCUGAGAUUUGUACUGUUUACCUCACCAAGGAUCCGGGGAAAGUGGAGUCUCUCGGCCUAAGCUUUGGGAACAUCCCUGCUUUGGGGGACUAUGGAGACAAGCGGAGAACGGGGAGAAAAAAGAAAGGGCAUAAGGGUCCCAUACUUGAUGUUGGGAGUAUUUGGGUCACGGACUUGAAGAAAAACAGCCCAGCGGGAAAAUGUGGAAAAGUUCGCCUGAGAGAUGAGAUCCUUUCACUAAAUGGACAAUUGAUGGUCGGAGUGGAUAUUGGUGGUGCAAGCUACCUUGCUGAUCAGUGCUGGAAUGGCGGCUUCAUCUACCUGAUCAUGUUGCGUCGCAUUAAGCGCAAGGCCCCGCUUCCUCCAGCCAAUGGCAACAACAGCAACAGCAGCAGCAGCAGUGAGCCCAAGGCCAGGCCUACCUCAGAGCCCAGUGGGAAAUCCGCCCAGAAUGGGAAAAGGACUAGAAAGUUUGGCGUCAUCACUAGGACCUCUCCCAGCAGCAAGGAAAGCAAAGGCAGUAAAGGCAGCCCAAAAACAGAGCCUGAAAAUGGACACUGCACCCUCAUGGACACCGACCGCUUGCAUCCGGACAGAUCCAAAAUGGAAAGCAGAGGAGAUGAUCUCCUUCAGAAAAUGGACUCUCCUUUUCUGGCAGGACAAUAUCGCUCUCGCCUUUCAGAUGGAGGGAUUCUAGACCUCAACUCCAGUGAAUUGUCCCUUCAGAGAGAAGGCUGCCGGAUAUGGAAGAUGGCCAUGAUGAAGGGAGCAGAUGGGUUGGGGAUCCAGAUCACCGGAGGCCGAGGUUCAAAACGCUCUCCUCAUGCCAUCAUUAUUGCGCGGGUGGAAGAAGGUGGAUCUGCUCACAGGGAUGGAAGGCUGAAAGUAGGAGAUGAGCUCCUAAUGAUCAAUGGCCAGUCCUUGGUUGGUCUCUCCCAUCAAGAUGCUGUUGCCCUUCUUCGCUCAGCUGAGGGCCUCACCUACCUGGUAGUUGCAAGCAGGGAAGGGGCAGAAGAGGAUUUCCUUAAUUAUCCAUCGACAAGUUUGCCAGACCUAAUAAGCACCUGCUCUGCUCAAGAUGCAACUCCAUGGACUGACAAUAAAGAGAACGAAGAGCCGGAGAAGGAAGAAGAGGAUGCCAAAGGAGAGGUUGUGGUGCCAGAAGUAUUGGAACCUGAUACAGAUGUGCCAGAUACAGAUAAGUCUCCAGAUCCUUCAGGUGAAGAGGGAUCCAAAGAAAAUGGUGAAAGUCCAACUCGAGGUGGUGGUAUUUUGAAGUACAGGAGCCGAUCCCAAGGGGCGGCAACUCGUUUAGAGUCUGUAGGAGAAGAUGAUGAGUUGACAGUAGAAAAUGGAGAUGUGAAUUAUGAAAUAGCAAUGAAAUAUUCCCGUGGAGGGAGAAAACAUUCUCUUCCCCAGCAUCUGGACACAGGAACCAGACAGGAGUAUCCUAUUGUUAAGAAAUCCACACGCUCUCUAAGUGCAGCUCAGGUUGAAUACCCUUGGCGACUCACUCAGCCAUCUAUUAUUUCCAACAUUGUCCUGAUGAAGGGUCAAGGAAAGGGUCUUGGAUUCAGCAUUGUAGGAGGACAGGAUUCUGCUCGGGGGCGCAUGGGAAUUUUUGUGAAGACCAUUUUCCCAAAUGGAGCUGCAGCUGCUGAUGGCAGAUUGAAAGAAGGUGAUGAACUUCUGGAAGUUAAUGGAGAAACCUUACAAGGUCUAACCCACCAGGAAGCCAUUAAAACUUUUAAGCAACUCAAGAAAGGUGUGGUGACUCUCACAGUACGGACCAGACUCCGAAGCCCAAGCCUCACUCCAGCUCGAACGUUGCUGAGCCGGUCAGGCAAACCAAGCUCCAGUUCGAGUGGAGGAGCUUCUUUAUCUGGCAGCGAAGAUGGAGAUGCUUCUUCCGUCAGUCGCAAGGGGCCUGGACCAAAGGAUAGGAUUGUCAUGGAUGUGACCCUCAAUAAAGAACCAGGUGUUGGGCUGGGCAUUGGUGUUUGUUGCCUCACUAUGGAAAACAGCUCUCCAGGUAUAUAUAUUCAUAGCCUGGCCCCUGGAUCUGUGGCAAUGAUAGACGGAAGGUUAAGCCGUGGUGACCAGAUCCUGGAAGCAGAUUCAGUCAGCUUGCGCCAUGCAGCUCUCAGUGAAGCUUAUGCUGUUUUGAGAGAACGUAGUCCAGGUCCGGUUCAUCUCAUCAUUAGCCGCCAUCCCAACCCAAAGGUUUCAGAACAGGAAAUGGAUGAAGCCAUAGCACAAACUACUCAGCGAGAACACAAGGAUGCUGCUUCAUCUCACAGCACAGGAAAUCUGCCAAAAAGUCCAUCUCCUUGCGUGAAGUCAAAACAGACAGAAGGUUCCUUGCCCUUGAGCUGGACUAUGAAGCGCUUCUUGGAACCAGGGUCUGCCAAUUCUGAAGCGGAGCAUUCUCAGUACUCCUUACAGGAUGGUGCAAGUCAUUUGCCACUUUCUGAAACAACUGCAGCAGGCUCUAGUGAUGAGGAGCCACUUCAUCCUAAGGGUGGGAGCAGUUUCCUAGACGGGAGUAUUCUUUCUUCUGGCAUUCCAACUACCAAAGAGUCAAGCCUCUGUGAUUCACCAGCUAGUGGAAGCAAUUCACCUGGCCCUUUCAACAAGCCAAAGGAGACUAUUACUCGGCAUGUUACUUUCAGUGACAGCCCCAAAGGUGCACGUAUUGUUCAGAGGCAGAGAAGGAUUGCUUUCUAUGAUGGUGAUGUGAGUGAUGAGGAUGAUUUUACCAAACAAGAUGGCAUCCGGCUCCAAAAGGGAUUGAGGUCCAAAGGUCAGAAGAAAGCAGAGGGAAGCUGUGAUGUUAUCAUUACAACUACACCAGCAGAAGAUACUGAUGAGAACCUGGAGAAAGACUUUGCAACACAUGGCUUCAAUGACUCCGCUCACAGUAGCUUUAAGGAUUUGACACAAGGUGCUAUGGAGCAUAUAGUGGACUCCCCUUUCCUUCCAGUCAAAUCAUUUGACCAUUCAAAUGUACCAGAAGUUCAUCCAAGUCAUCUGAGCUUGAAGGAUUUUCGAGAGGCACAAGGGGAAUCCAAGCGAUCCCCUAAACUGGAGCACAAAGCAGUCACUCGAGUUAAAAGCUUGAUGAGCAUUGAAUAUCAUGGUAUCUCAAGGCAGAAAAAUGAGGAUCACGGUGCUUGCAGCAGACCCAGUGGAAGGGUGCUCCCCCAUAUCCGGAAGAGUGAGCCACAGGAGAAUCCUUUUGGGCAGAGUGACAUUGAAACUGUCACCUUAAUUCGAAAUGAGAAUGAAUCAUUUGGCCUGGAUCUGGAAAUUUGUGCUACUCCCUUACGUGUUGUAAUAACAAACUUGCGACCAGGUGGAGUAGCUGAGAGGACAUCUGGAGGAAAGCUAGUUCCAGGAGAUGAGAUUGUUGCGAUCAACAGUUUCCCAAUCCAUGGGUUCUCCUAUGAAGAAGUCUGUGUGUUUGUACGGUGCCUUUCUACAUCUCUCACACUGGAUAUACAGAAAGGUGAUCCUGCCAUGAACAGACUUUCAAAUACUGUUGAGUCUUCAGAGACAGAUGGAACUGUUCAGAACGAUCCAAGUAAUGUUCUCAUCUUCGAAGAAGAAAACAGCUUUACAAAUCAGGAAGAACCUUUGUGUGGAGAUAACCUUAAAAAUGCAGCAGAAAGGACAGUACUGCCAUCUGAUGCCAAGAUGAAGGAGAUGCUAGCACAUUCUUUGGAAACCAGCUGUGUUCAAGGUAGCAGCUGUGCGCAAGACAGCUCAAGAGAUAUUGAUGGAUUCCUUGAAGAGAUGAAUUCCUCAAAAGAAAAAGAAGCUACAUGUCUGUUAGCCAGUGACAAGUGUGCCAUGGAAGAUAUUUUUAUUAUGGCAGAAGAUGCUGGUUCUAAUUCUGUAUCAAAUAUAGUUAAGAAAGAGCUUCCAGGAAGAACUCUGAAUUAUGCAUCAAACACACAAGAACUCUUGGGCUUUUCUGCCUUGGAUUCCAUUGAUGCAAGCAAGAUUUUCACUUUGAACCAAACCCGUCUGAGUAACUAUUCCAGGAAUUUUAGUAACUUAAAAGAUGACACUUUGACUGGUGUUGAAGACAAAAGCAGUACAGUUCCAAAAUCUAUGUAUGCUGCUGCAGAUGACUCCAGCUCAGACACAGAAUCAGUAGUGGAAACUGCUGGACUCUCAGGCAAUUCAUCACUCUUGCUGUCUGCUUGUGACAAUUCCUCAAAGACAUACAAGACACUUGAGUCAGAUGAAGAACAAAUUGAAAUUUGCUGCUCGAAUCUUGAACAGCAACACUUUCCCCAGAAGGAAUUGGUCACACCUCCUUCAGAAACAUCUAGUCCACCAGAAUGCCAUUCUUCAGACACUGUUUUGCAAGAAGAAGGCAAUGUAGAAAUUGGCUCACUGGCAAUUUCUGAUGUUAAACUCUCAUUAGAAGAACAACCCUUUCAUUCUCCUUCUCAAGUUUCUCCACCAAGAGCAGAUCUGUUAGAACAUAAUAAUGGAGAGUGCUCUUUCUACAAGAGCAGUUCCUUGAGGAGUGGAGAUAGGGUAAGCUUAGAAAGCAGGGAGCAACUUACAGAGACGUGUGAGACUUCCAAACUUGAUGCUGAAGAAAUGCCUUUGCACUCUACAAAAAACAUCAAUGGUUGGGAGAGAAGAAAUGAGCAUGAUAAAAAAGAACAAUUACCGAUAGAAAAUGAUUUAGGGAUAAACUGUGGCAGUCACAUGGUUGCUUAUUCUUCUGCAACAAAAAAAGGAAUCACAGACUCAGUUCACUUGACCAAGCAAGAUAGCCACUCUGUAGACUGUACAUCACAGAGAAUAGUAAACAACUCCAGAUCCCCACUCAUGACAAAAUCGAAAGAUUUUAGUAAGGCCAUCACUGCUAAUGAUCUACCAGGAAAGAAUGAAAAAAAUGCUACUCCUGUCUCAAAAAGUUCAAAUGCAAAAAUUCAGACUUCUGGUCAAUGUAAAGGCAAUACCAUUCCACACAACCCAUCAUCUUUCAAAAAAAUGCAUCAGGAAACUAGAGGGAUUCCCCAAAAGAGUAUUGUAGAAACACUUUCAAAUAAUCAACGGAACAAGCCAGGGCCAAAGUUAAAGGGACUUACUAUUAAAAGUAAGUCAAAGACUCAUUCUGAUUCUCUUAGUGCUGCUCCUGCAAAAGGUGGUGUAACUGAUCAGAAAAAGACAUCCAUUCCAGUACAGUCUUCGCCGAGGCUUCUUCCAAAGAAAGUCACAUCCCUUCAUAACCUAGCCACACAUUUGGAACCACUUAGCAGGAGCCUUUCUAUGGGGUGUAAGAUUCUUCAACAAGAGGAAGAAAAUAAAUUAGUUUUAGCACUGCCUCAGGAAUCCUCUUCAGCUAUGUUGAAUGGUGGUGGAAACACUGUGCAAAACAACAAAGAUAAAUCCAUUAACAACUUAGUGCUCGGUGAUGCUGAAAUGGCUGAGUACCCCACAGAGCAAAAAGAAAAGCAGGUGCCAAUUCAAUUAGCUAUGAAUAGCAAAGAGAGAAAUAAGACUGAUGCUGCCAAUUACCAAAGUCGGGAAGGUUCUUCCCAGAUAAAAGCACAUUCCCAAAUGGCAACCAGGGGUCAUUGUCUCAGUGGCAAAACUGAGAACCAAGGAAUGGAUAUGAGUUGCUUGAAUUCUGAUGGAUGUACAAAUAAUCCACCAGGCUCUGACAAUACUGGGCCUUUUAAAAAGGAGUCACUCGGUGUUCUUUCUCCUGCUCAGAAAGAACAAUCAGGUCAGGAAAUUCAGCGCACAUUCAUUGAGGUUAGACUAUCUUCUUCCUCCUCCUCAUUAACUCCAGAGGGGUCUCUGGAGAAAGGAGAAAGUAACAAGAAAGUGAUCAACCAGUUGGAAAGUGAAGUACAAAACUGUAGCCAGAAUACUUUUGAGGCAGCACAUUUUCACAAUGCAUUAAAACCUGUGACACGGACCUAUUCUAUGCCUACCCAUUUAUCAAACCAUUUGCGAGAGGAGAGCAGUGCUAUAGAUGCACCAAUGCAUCAUGUCCAGAAUAUCCUGAAUAGUGUUUCUUGUGAACAGCAUCCUAAUUCAGAGCUGGGCAUGCUAAAAAUUGUUCAUCUGAAUCUGAUGAAUGACCAGAACAUUCAAGAUGAAAAAGAGGUCUCAAAUAGCAUUCCCAAAUCGAACAGUCAAGAAUUAUCGUUGCCCAAUGACAACAGUAGUCGCAUUGUGGACAAAUUAAAAACUUGCAGGAGGAAUUAUUACUAUUAUGAACUCAACUGGCCACAUGAUCCCCUCUCAUCUUUUUCAGUAAAGCAGAGAAUUAAAUCUUUUGAGAACCUUGCCAAUUUUGAUAGGCCAAUGGUCAAAGCCAUAGACAUACAUUCUACCUCUUUCAGCUCCAAGCUCCCUGUCGGUAGGCGACUGUCUGGUGGUGUUUCAGCAGUUUCAGCUGCCAGUGUAAAUGAUGCCGUCCAGACUCUGCGACGAAGCUUGAGUUCCUACUGUGAAAAUGAAGCCCCAGGAUCCCCACAAAUGACAAAAUCAUCAACUACUGCAGCAUUGAUGCAUCUGCAGCAGACAUCCCCUGAGAGCAGCAAAGAUGACAUUCAGUUGGAGAAGAAUGCUAGGCAUGAUACUUUGGGGAGUCCAGAAAAUUUGCCUCUGUCCAGCACCAACAUCCGAAGAAGCAGAGCCUCCGGCGGACACAUCAGACAUACACCGUUAUCCCGUUCUAAACUCCGGGAGUUGAGGGCCUUAAGCAUGCCAGAUCUUGACAAGCUGUGCUGUGAGGACUUCACCACAGAUUCCCAAACUUCCCAAUUUAAAACAGAACUGGAAGUUCCACCUGCUGCAAGAUCCCUUGGUCUUCCCAUAGAAAGUGUUCCUAGUCUGAAAGACUACUCAGAGCUCUCAGGUCUUGUAAUGGCAAGCAGGCACCAUUCAAAAGAAAGCAGUCCCAGGAACAGUGGUUCAGGCACUCCUGGGUCAACGUCGGAUGAGGAUGUACGGCAACAUGAUGUCAGCCGGAAUAAGAUGUGCUCAGGGAAAAGCUGGUCAAUCAGCUUAGAUCAACUCUUGGUCUCCACUUUGGAUCAGCAGAAAUUGCAGUCAGUCUUGUCUUUGGUGACAACAAAAUGUGAUGUUUCUUCUUUACUUCAGGAGGCCAGAACACAAGCCAAGAACAAAGAAGAUGUUUACUUUGUAGUCUUGAAUAAAGAGGAAGGAUCAGGCCUAGGAUUUAGUGUUGCAGGAGGAGUGGACCUGGAACAAAAAUCCAUCAUUGUCCAUCGGGUGUUCUCAAAAGGAGUGGCAUCCCAGGAAGGAAUCAUCCACCGAGGAGACCUGAUUCUUUCCAUCAAUGGCAUCUGUCUUACCGGUUCCGUUCACGGAGAUGUACUCAAUGCUCUCCACCAGGCAAGGCUCCACAAAUAUGCUAUUGUUGUCAUCAGGAAGGAAAGAGAUGGGAAAAAGUCUUCUUCUGGGUCUGAAAAGUCUACUCCUACAGGACCAACAUCGGGAGCCGCAACAAUGGGAGGAGGAACAGGUCUAGGUGGAGAACUGAGUGAUGCUAUUUAUGUAGAACUGUUGAAGACUUCUGCUGGCUUGGGCUUCAGUCUAGAUGGAGGAAAAGCUUCAAUCUCUGGAGACAGGCCUUUGCUCAUCAAAAGAAUAUUUAAAGGUGGUGCUGCAGAACAAGACGGAAAAUUAGAAGUCGGUGAUGAAAUACUUGCCAUUGGUGGAAAAUCCUUGCUUGGUCUUAUGCAUUAUGAUGCCUGGAAUAUCAUCAAAUCAGUCCCAGAGGGACCAGUUCAACUGCUUAUCAGAAAGCAUCAGCCCUCCGCAUGAUGUGAGCAAUACUGCCCUGUAAAACUAAAUUUAACUGUUCGAGUACACCUUUGAAAUGUGUGUCCACUGGAACUUUUGUAAAUAUUGCAGGAGCUGGACCUGACUGAAUGGUAUUGUACUCCAUCAGACAGUCCUUCCUUAAAUCAGCCAAGGAAUGUCAAGAUUCAUAAGCCAGGAACAUCUCCAAAUUGGUGCACUUAGUUUUAUAAAUGACCACUAUUCUGCUGCUUCCAGGAUUUCAAAGUCAAGUGCCGCACACUUUUCAUACAGACUGCUGUGUAACCAUAUCCUCUCUUUGCCAUACUGGAGACCUCCUAGUCAAUGAUCUGUGUGGAGCUGCAACCAUAGAAGGGUUUCGUUUUUAGGACUUUUCUGAUUUCAAUAAAAAGGCUCUUCAAUCAAGGUUAUGAAAUCAACACACUUUGGCAAAGACUGGCAGUGUGUAUUUGCCACAUCACUUGACUGCCCCAGCCAGAUUUUUGUAGUUGGGACUAUGUGUUUAAAAAACUAAGCCAAUGAUAUGUUUACAAGACAUGUCUGAGUUCUGGCCCCUUGUUUUAUAAAUCAAUUAUUUGCCAUUGGUACACUUUGCUCUCACCAUUUAGAUGCACAGGAAAUGAUAUUUUACAUAAACUAAAUGGGAAAGUUCUGUAGGGUAUUUUAAAAGAUUGUGGUUGAGAUUCUUUGUCAGGAAACAUAGCUUCAUUGAUGGAGCUCCAUCAUCAUGGCUAAUAUGCCUCUCAAUACUAUCCCAAAUCCUACUGCUUUGGCCAAGCAAUCACGAGACAGAAUUUCCAAGGUUCUAGGAAAUGAGGUCCUGUCUGUCUCAAUGUAUUUCACAACUGGAAGCGGACUGGACUCAUUCUUUCCCAGCACCCUGCUCUCCAGCAAGAGCUUCUGUUGGGAGGAUGCCCAUCUGCAGAGAUAGGUUUUAGGACCCCUUUGGGUUGUUAAUGACUGUGAAAAUGAAUACCAAAAGUUAUAAGGUUACAGGUCCAGUUAAGAGCCUUAUACAUUCUGAACAGGGUGCCAGCCUAUAGCUGGUUUCUUUCUGAUGCAAUAAAAGGAUUCAGAUACUGGUUUUGAAUUCACCCAGGCACUAUCUGAAAAGUGUGUUUGGAAUACCUUAUGAGGGACAUACUAUAGCUCAAAGAAAGGGUGCAUAUAUUGUGUGGGCGAGUUCCCAGUUUAAAAUCCUUCCUUCUACAGGGGAAACAAAUCUCAAAUAUCAGAGGUUCCAGAACUGGUGAAGUCCUGUGAUUAAGGCCCAAGUGAGCUGCUGCUAGUCAGAGUAAUACUGAGCUAGUUGGACCAAGAAGGGAGCUCCAUGGGGGAGUCGCUGGUCAUGAAGGCACCUCAGGUUCAUCCUUGUUGAACUAUUUUUUUGUUUCAAAAACACACAUGGUACGAGUUUUAAAGUGGAACAGUGUUCAGCACUGAUAAAUUGGGGUGGAUUUUUAAAAAUUCAGAAUGAAUAUUUGAGUGUCUCUCCUUACUUUUUUUUUUUACAUUUUGCAAACUAGUUGAAGAAACUUGCCUUCAGUGUGUAGCAAUCAUAUGGAAUCGUAGAACUGAGGAAUAUUUGACACAAUCUCACUUUCUUCCAAGUAAAACUUUCCAAUAUUUCCACAGAUUGGUCAGAACCACAAGUAUUUUGAGAAAUACAAAUGUUCCUGUUCAUUUAUUAAACUUUUGAUAGUAAGCCACUAAAAUGGAAUAUCACCCUCCUUUCCAAUUGAAAAAAAAAACACAGAGAGAAGGGGAAAAUAUUGAUCCGGUAGUGCUCUCCAAAAGUAUAUAGAUGGGAUAUAGCUCUUUAGACAUGUCUCAAGGUGCUCAGUGAACAAAUGAUUUAUUAAUAAAAGCCAAAUGCAUUUUGCAUGCUGUCAGAUGUUUUCUUCAGACAAAAUCAUAAAAAGAGACAACACAUAAAUAUUUAACAAAGUACAGUAAUGCAUAAUAACAGUGUGUGGUUUUGUGUACACUUCCAGUGGCUUGUUUAUAUCUGUUUGAAACCCAGUCAUUGCUGAAACUGUCACAUCUCUUAGACUGUAUACAGAAUGAAAUACGUUGGGCUUUUUAUUAAUAUACAAUUCAUCCUUUGAGCACCUUGAGACCUAUCUGCUGAUUAUGAUUCAAAUAGCCUCAUGUCAGAUAAACUAUGAAUUAGAUUAUCUGGCUUUCAGCCCUGGAGGUCUCACCAUUUUUUUAAUGUCAAGGGAAGUUUUUUUUCUUUACCCAAUUGAUGCAAGAACUAAAAUUUGUAAAUAUUUCCAUGUGUAAAUGAACCAGGUUUCAUUUUGCAGAAUUGCACUGACAAAUGCUUCAUGGUGUAGGGAGAGUAGCCAAGGAGAUGUGAAAAAUCGGUUUAAGCAAUCAGGAGAUAACAAGAGAUAACCAGGGAGCCUGUAUUGGUGGAUGUUCUGCACUUUUCAUUUCUGAGUGAUCAUAUUUUCAGCUGAUUAUGUCCUAAAAUGUUGGUUUUAGUGGUACUGUGUAGAUUUGUAAAAGCAGUUAGUGGCAUUGCUGAUAUACUCUGGGGCAAGCUUGGAGGCAUUGUGUACCCAUGGCUGCGUUGUGACAAUGCUCCUCUGGGGCCCAUUGAAUUGGCUGUGACUUUUAAGGUAGAUGGAUAUGUGUAAUAUAUCCCAUCUCAGGCUUCCAGUUGUUACCAAGGAAUAGCUUUUUGUGAUGAGAAUUAGAUUGUGGAAGGUAUGUGCAUAGUUCCCAGUUGUUUUGUUUUUAGAGGUUGUCGUAUAUAGAGUACACUCCCAGAGCCUCAUAUGCACUAAUCUUGAAUGUUUCGUGUAUAGUCAAAGCACAUGUUUGACUGGCCAUUUUGAGGUGUUAAAUCAUUUUAGGCACAAGAAACUUCAAAAUAUGAGAAGUUAGAAUAGUUUUUUAAAAAGAAAAAUAAAUAGUAGUGAUAAUUUUUAAAAAAUACACAAGGGUCAGCACAAAGCAAGAUAAUCACUUUGAAUAAAUGAAAGAAGGAAAUUAAUGGGGGGAGGGAGAGAAAAGUUUUGUCCUGAGUGGCAGCGUAUAUAUCCAGAAAUUAAGAAUAAAGUGAAAUAGUUUCUUCCUUUUGCCUUAAAUUGUUGUGUCAGGGAUAGGCCCAAAAUUCCCAAGCCACCAGCUCUGAAUUGUUCUUUGAAAAAUCUGAAUGACUUAUCUAUGAAGGAAUUGGUCAUGAGCCUUUUGAGCCUUAUAUACCAUGUAACGUUUUCAUUAAUGUGUAUUCAUUGGAAUUCAUAUUUUAUUAGAAGAACUUAAGGUAGACAAUCCCAAUCAAGCCUUAUGUUUCCUUCUCUGACAUUUUAAGACUGAAAUAUACUUAUAGUUGUGUUUAUUACCAUUCAUUCUAAAGCAUCAUUUCCAUACCCUUUAUAAAGGAAAUAAUGGGGGAAAGAAUCAUCUUGGCUAUAGAAGAGUUUUGUGCAAACUGUAUCAGCAAUCCCCUAUCUUCCAAAUUACACGUCUUUGUGGGGUUUGUAGUCCGACACAUCUGAAGAGUACUGGGGUGGAAAGACUGCUGUCAAUCAUUUAUACCAUUUUCUGAACAUUACUAGGCCCUGAAAAAAGUAAUGCUUUUUUGAUCUCAAUUUUUCCCUCUCAAGCUCUGUAAACGAGCCAUUAAUUCAGUAAAAAUAAUGCCUCAAAUCCAUUCAGAUCUUUACAUUCUCUUGCUGUGCCCUGUGAACUCAGUGAAACCAUUGGGUACCAUGUCAACCCAUAUAAAACAUAUAUCAAAUACAUUUGCCAUUUUUAUUGCAAGUGUGGCAACUAUGUUGGAGACCAGUCUUAACUCCCACAGAAGUCAAAAAUAGGCCCUAAAAUGCAACCUCCUAGGCUGUACUUUCUGAUAUGGCAGCAGUUGUUUUUUUCUUUGCACUUUGGAGUGGACUUUAGCUGGUCAAUGUUUUAGAACAAGACAAAGAAACAGAACCAUGGAAACUUUAUAUGUAUCUAGUACUAACAUUUUACAAUUUUGAAAUUAAACUGCAGCAAUGGUGCAGUUUUUUGGGCCAAUUCCCUCCAUCUCCAGUCACAAAGAGUUAUUAAAAUACGGACACCAAAAACCAUCCAAAUGGUGUCAUCUGUUGUAAAGAUGCAUUUAAAAACAGAAAGGUGUUUUGUGUCAUCAUCACAAACGUAGUGUAUAUCUGGAAAACAAAGCAUUGUGCCAGACUUUUAUAAAAACAUUUCCUUGGGUGUAUGAGUCAUUAUGAGGGAAUUAUUCAGAAGAUAUUUUAACUGUUUACAGGCCACGAGCCUUCAGCAAAAAAAGAAAACUAUGUAGUAAAAUGCUGACUGUGAUGUGAAAGUCAUGAUGAAUUUAACUUCUAUACUACUCUGUUAAUAUAAUAUGUUAUAGAUAUAAAAGGUCUGAAUCAAUGUUGUUAUUAUGCUUUGAACUUAAUUUAAAAAUCACUCUUGAUGACUAUACCAAUCCCCAAAUGCUUUUACUGAAAUGAGCAUAUUCAGAUUCUCAAAACGAUAUCUGGAAUAGCCACCUGUCAUUUAAUAGGAAAUCCACUUUCAUUUAUGCCAGUAGGCUAGACAAGAAAUAAUGGGUUAGAUUAAUACUUGAAGUCUAUGGAAGCAGAAGGAGGUGGAUAUUUUCCCUUUCUUAAUUCCUGCAGUGUUACCUCUUUUUCUGGAGGAUUAUAAUAUCCUACACGGUGUUAGGCAUUGCAGGAGAGCGGGGAACUAGAUAAAUUUGCCAUAUUGCCUCCUUUCUCAAGUGAUUAGACUCCAUUACAUGUCUGUUUACACAGGAAAUAUUAUCUCCCAACAAGUUAGAUGCCAGAAAUCUGUACUUUUAGUGGAGAGAACAUUGAUUAUUACAGUAUAUGAAAAUCAAGCUGAAAUUUGGGAGAACCCUCUAUAAGAACCCAGAAACUGCCAGUGAAAAAAUGUUGAGACUUACUGCUCUUCCAUAAAAAACAAGAUUCCCUGUAGUUAGAAUCCAUAUGUCAGGAAGCAGGAUUUAACCGAGCCAUUUCCCUGACAUACUAACUCUCUUAUUUGCAAAGUUUACUUUUUUUAAUUUUCAUAUGAAGCAUUCAAACAUGUGAUCCUUUACCUGUAAUCUGAACUGGUGCCUCUCAGGCACAGGUUUACCACUUCCUCUUUUGUGGCAAGUUGGUGACGAUUUUAGCUACAUUUUGCGUGUUGUUUGUAAGUGUGACACACUACUUUCUGUAUAAUAUUGUAUAUAGACACCAUUAUUUAUAUAAAUAUAUCAUUUAUGUUGAAAACAUUUUUAAAAUGCCUUGUUGUAAUAUGAGAAGUGCAAUAAUAGGAAAUAGAUUGUACAUUUUCCAAAUGUUGCUUUGCCCUGUUUAUGUAAAUCGGUAUCUCUGUUUUAAAAAAAGUCCUUCCCAUCACCCUGUUUUUAGUAAUUUUUGAAAAUAAACUUGAUGCUUCUACAUA
This is a messenger RNA of Anolis carolinensis (green anole), 16199 nucleotides long. RefSeq names its product PDZ domain containing 2 (gene pdzd2). The coding region runs from base 2739 to 10763 and encodes 2674 amino acids. The transcript is spliced from 27 exons. Gene Ontology annotation, molecular function: protein binding. Lineage: Eukaryota; Metazoa; Chordata; Lepidosauria; Squamata; Anolidae. The record is from RefSeq and is a predicted model, not a curated record.